AUGCUUUCUACCAUGGUCGGUCACAGAUUGCACUUAGUGAGAAGGUGGCCUUACGGCGAGUCGGUAACUGGAGAUGAGGUGGUUGAAAUCCUUCUCGACUCCUUGAUACCAAUACUCAUCAAUUACGAGCGGGAAGGGAUGACAGAGGGCCAGGAGAAUCUCAAACUGUGCGGUGUAUCUGGUAUAAGAAUAUGCGACUUUCUUACUAGAGAUGAUUCCAAUCUUGUGGAACUGUCAUUCAUGGACCGACUUGCAAAAGCCCGAGAUGAGCUUUGGAAAACACACAGAGCUCGAACUGAUCCGAACGUCCUAGAACUCAGAGCUGGUUGGCCUCGAGGACUCCCGGUCCAAAAUCUAGUUGACAGUCCAAUUUGGCUACUACAUGCUAUGAAGUACCAGGAUCACGCACCCUUUCUGUCGGUGAGAGCCAAUCAGCUACUUUUCAGUACCGUUGAUGUCAUCAUGGAUGUCGUAACGAAAGAAGGAGAUUGCAUUCAUGGAUUCGUGGAUGAUCUUGGGUUUGUUAUUCAGGCUCUCCUCGCAAAUCCUCAUCAAGCAACCAGAAUUUGCGAUGUUCGGCGUGUCUGGGAAUAUUAUUCCCAAAUACUGGGCCCGCAUCCGGUUUAUCUUGGACUGUUCAAGGAAUGGUUGGUCAAUAUCCUACCGAAUCAAGAUGAAAUGGCCGAGGCUAUCAAUAUGAUUCAACAGCCUUCUUUGUCGGUCAAACCGAUGGUAUCGGCGGUGCCCACAGGAUCGGAAGUCAUUGAAUGGGAUCCCCACGAGGGCGACUAUCCUCUUUCAGAAACGACUCUGGAUGAUGAUAAAGGCAUAAGAACGGAAAGGCCCCACGAAAUACUUUGCACAAUUCUCAACUACCGCAUGGGGGGGUAA
This is a messenger RNA of Penicillium manginii, 891 nucleotides long. RefSeq lists its product as uncharacterized. The coding region runs from base 1 to 891 and encodes 296 amino acids. Lineage: Eukaryota; Fungi; Ascomycota; Eurotiomycetes; Eurotiales; Aspergillaceae. The record is from RefSeq and is a predicted model, not a curated record. The transcript has a single exon.